Messenger RNA from Sebastes umbrosus (honeycomb rockfish), 9115 nucleotides. RefSeq names its product RNA-binding protein Nova-1-like. Gene Ontology annotation, molecular function: mRNA binding. Lineage: Eukaryota; Metazoa; Chordata; Actinopteri; Perciformes; Sebastidae. Gene Ontology annotation, cellular component: cytoplasm; nucleus. The record is from RefSeq and is a predicted model, not a curated record. Gene Ontology annotation, biological process: mRNA splicing, via spliceosome; regulation of alternative mRNA splicing, via spliceosome. The coding region runs from base 689 to 2200 and encodes 503 amino acids. The transcript has 4 exons.
UAAAUGAAUAUAAUGAAAUAGAUUUGAAUACUCUUAUAUAAUCCUAAAAGGUCCCACUGCUGUUCUCAUUCUACCUGAGGUGAGUAAAAAAAACAAAACAUUUAGGUAAAACUAUAAAAAUGAAUUAAAAUAUUUGUAAGAAUGGUAAAGCAGUGGCUUCACUUCAGAUGGAUCUUUUGGUUUAUUGGCCUCAUCUAUCGGCCGGUCAGUGGCACUGUAGUCCUCUGUAGUCCUCUCUGGAGCUCUGUAGUCCUCUGUAGUCUCUGGAGCACCGUGUGGAGCUCUCCAACUCUGUUCCUCCCCUCUUCUCUUCUCUUCUCUUCACUACAGAGGCAACAAUAACAACAGCUGCACUUAUCACACUGAGAAACAUGAUGACUUCAGACUGCUCCGGUGUUGUUUCCUCGAAGCUGUUGCACUUGUCUUACCGGCUGCUCGCCUCUUCACACUGUUGUUGAGCUUUGUGUUAUUUCUAAGGCGCGUUGGUUGUUUUUGCGCGUCAACAAUAAGGAAAGGAGCGCAUGUUGUUGGAGCGACACGGCGGUGGAGCGGUAAAUGAGCGCGUUUCUCUCAUCGGGGGAUUUUUAUAUUUAGAUCUGUGAGAGAAGGACGAGCAGGGCGCAGUGUGAGAGAGAGGGAAUAACGCAGAUCUCUGUACAGCUCCAGGGCUGGUGGUGGGAGAGGAAAGAUGAUGAUGGCUGGUGGUGGUGGAGCAGCCGUGGACCAUAACGGGAUCUACUCCAACACCUCCAACCUCCUCAGCCUGCAGCAGCAGUCCUCCAUGGAGGCGGAGAACCAGGACUCCCGAAAACGGCCGCUGGAGACUCCGGAGGAGGAGGCCGGCUGCACCAAGCGCACCAACACCGGAGAGGAGGGUGAGUACUUCCUGAAGGUGCUGAUCCCCAGCUAUGCAGCCGGCUCUAUAAUUGGCAAGGGCGGCCAGACCAUCGUACAACUGCAGAAAGAGACGGGUGCCACCAUUAAGCUGUCCAAAUCCAAAGACUUCUACCCAGGAACAACAGAACGCGUCUGUCUGAUACAGGGUACAGUCGAAGCCCUCAAUGGCGUCCACAACUUCAUCGCGGAGAAAGUCCGCGAGAUGCCUCAGAGCGCCCAGAAACCCGAACCAGUCAGCAUACUGCAGCCACAGACCACCGUCAACCCCGACCGUGUCAAACAGGCUAAAUUGAUCGUGCCCAAUAGCACGGCUGGGCUGAUCAUUGGUAAGGGCGGAGCCACAGUGAAAGCGGUGAUGGAGCAGUCGGGGGCUUGGGUCCAGCUCUCCCAGAAACCAGAGGGCAUCAACCUGCAAGAGCGGGUGGUGACCAUCAGCGGGGAGCCCGAACAGAACCGCAAGGCUGUGGAAAUCAUAGUACAGAAGAUCCAGGAGGACCCUCAGAGCAGCAGCUGCCUCAACAUCAGCUAUUCCAACGUCUCGGGCCCAGUGGCCAACUCCAACCCCACCGGCUCCCCAUACGCUAACACGGCCGAGGUGAUGCCCAAUGCAGCCGCGGCAGCUGCCACCGCCUCCAGCCUUCUGGGCCAGGCCGGCUUGACAGGAAUGGGCGCCUUCCCUGCCACCAUGUCCAGCUUCUCUGGCAACGAUCUGCUGGCCAUCACCUCAGCCCUCAACACGCUGGCCAGCUACGGCUACAACACUAACACCCUCGGUCUGGGACUCAACCCUGCGGCUGCUUCUGGGGUCCUCGCUGCAGUAGCAGCUAGUGCUAACCCGGCUGCUGCUGCUGCAGCUAACCUACUGGCCUCCUACGCUAGCGAUGCCUCCGGCGGUGGUGGCCAUCCUGCUGCAGGCCUCGGGGGCUUCUCCCUGGGUUCUCUAGCAGCUGCUACAGGGGCUUCCAACGGUUACCUAAAUGCUUCAUCCCCACUGAUGGCCUCCUCCCUAUUGGCAGCAGAGAAGCUGGGCGAUGGGGCCAAGGACGUGGUUGAGAUCGCUGUGCCCGAGAAUCUGGUCGGUGCCAUUUUGGGGAAAGGAGGGAAAACGCUGGUAGAGUACCAGGAGCUAACAGGAGCCCGCAUCCAGAUCUCCAAAAAGGGAGAGUUCAUUCCUGGUACUCGGAACCGUAAAGUUACCAUAACAGGGUCGCCAGCCGCUACGCAAGCAGCGCAGUAUCUGAUCAGCCAGCGGAUCACUUACGAGCAGGGCGUGCGCGCUACCAACCCACAAAAGGUGGGCUAAAAGGAAAAAGAAGAGGAAAGAAGGAAAGGAUGAAGACAGAGAUAGAAGGGAAUUGAGAGGGUCACGAUGAAUAGAAAAAAGAAACGUCCAAAUAUCUGUUCAAUAUUUCCGUAUCAAAUGAAAGAAUCACAAAGGAGGAGGUGGGGGAGACAACCAAGAUAAGUGUGUGUGAUAUGUGAAUGUGUUUUUAGGACUGACGUCCUGAUGUUUUUUAAAAGUUUGUGUCGAGUCCUUUUGACGAUGGUGAUCAGAGUAAGCUGAACUGGUCCACUGCCAAGCUGCAGAUUCAAGGGUGAGACCGCAGGGUUUCACCCUCCUCCAAAACCUCAUAGCUGUUUUCCUUUUCUUUUUUUUUGUUGUUUGGGUUUUGUCGGUUUUUAAUUUCAGUUGCAAACCUCAGCUCCCGGUGAGUUGAGCGAGUCAGAUGAAGUUCCAGCCAGCCGAUAGAGCUGUUUUACAAACCUUGCUCUUUGUGUACGAUGCACUAGGCGUUGUUAACAGGGGAGAGGUUUUAUGACAAGCACCUGAGGUCACCUCAGUCUAUGGGGAAGCAAUCUGAGUAUAAGUUCUUUAAAGAAGUCAUAUCUCUGUUGAAAUAUGUUGAAUUCUGGCUCAUAUCAUAAUUGAAGUUUCUAAAUUUGGGUAUUUUAUAUUUGCAUCCUUUAUUUAUUGACAUGGUCUCAUUCAAACACAAAUAGAUUAUUUAAACCUGUGAAUGCAGGUUGAUCUGAAUGUAAAAACAACAUUAGCCUAUCGCUAUUUUUUAUUUACAGGGAUCAAAUAUCGUGUUGCAGUGAAAGAAAUGUAUAACUUCAAAACCCAGUCUGAACUUCACUGUUGCUGUCUGCAAGUAUAGUUCAGGGGUUAAAUAAUCAAUGUGAGAGGAUAGAGGAGACACACAGGAAUGUAUGAAUAUAUUUUACAUGAACACACAUAGAUGACGCUCCCACAAACACUGACACGUAUUUGCAUAUUCAGUCACAGCUACGAACACACAGAAAAUAUGUUGUUUAACCCUUUCUUGGUGCUAUAGGAUUAGAUUCUUUAUAUGUCCUUUACCAUGAAAACAGAAUCUCUCUGGCGACUCGUCACUUGAUUGAAAACGCUGAUGUGUCGUCCAGCCAUUAGUAGCCCAUUGGAUCUGACCCAGCCUCUCACCUAAUGAAAAAGGAUUGAUUUCAGCCUUCAGUCAUGAUGAAAAGCAAUCCAGUCUUAGUAGAAGUCCAUCCUCGCCAAUGCAGGUCUUUUUUUUUUUUUGUUCUUCUAAAAGAUUGGCCACGCUUUACAUCUUACCUGACAAUACGUUUGCCUUAUUUGUAACUCCCAAGAAUUAACUUAAAGCUCAGACUACCUUGAAGCAGUGUCGGUUCGGCAAAGGGAACAAAGCACUACAAAAGCAUUUUGAUAAGGAAAGCUGUAUGAACCAAUAUCUGUGAACAAAUUGCCUUUACAUUAAGGGUACCAAAUAGUCACACACCAAUGAAAGGGAAGUAGAAUGACACUUGAAAAGAAGGUUCGGACUCACUUUUACUGGGAGCCAUCCUUCCCAAUUUGCAUUAAAGACAAAAAAAAACAAGCGAUACUUCAGUUCAUCCAGGCAGCCGGUUAUCGUUCCCAAAACACGUUAACGCUCGCUAACUGCGGGCGGAGCACGUAAUAAAACAUCAUGAAAUGUUUUGGCAUCGUUGUCUUUUAUGGGCAAUUGUUUGUCUAAUGCAGGGAGGCUAAUUGUCUAGAGCAUUUCCGAGCACUCGAAGAUUACCUUGGCUUCCUUCUGUGCUGCUAUCCAUGGUGUUCAUCCUGAGUACACUGGGUCUCUGAAGACUGCACUGUGAGACAUUAAGAACACAAUGUAAAGCAUGUCUGUCCCCGCUGGGAUGUGAGUAUACUUUAAUGUGCACAUCUAUGUCACAUAAACAAGACCUACCAAUACUGACAGAAGGGAUAUACAGUAUAUAUCCACAAGAGCAUUUGUACUCCAGCGUCUUGUGAUGUUUCUGUUUACCAGUACCAACGCACUGCACUUCAAUUAGCGGACGUUUUUUCUGAUCAGCGAACCACAAAUUAUUCCCACCACACUUUCCCGCUCUGUAUUCUCCAGUCCUAUUACGUCCACUUCCCCCCCGACUCUAAAGAACAUCUUUCAAUUGUCCCCAUCAACCCCGAGCUCUAUGAUCAGCUUUCUGAAUGCACGGCUGUGAGGGUUGGUGCUGAGUAGCGUCCGAGCAAAUCCAGAACCACUCCCGUUUUUUGGGGGGGAAAUUUAAACGAAUAGCCUUUUCAUUUUCAUGAUUCAUGUUUGAAAGUAAACGGAUUUCAAACAACUGUCUGAACAUUUGCAGCAGUGAGCCUUUCUUCCUAACUGAAAUCUCUCCUUUCACACUGCGUGUCUGGAAGGCUUCACAGUCAUCCAUAACUGUAAUCUGGCCACUAAUGAAACCAUAGCAUAAGGUAACCUUUUACUGCCCAAGAUUUAAGCAUAUAAUAAGAUACAAGCACAAAACAAAAGGGGGUGUUUUAUCAAUGCAACUGGACUGCUUGACUGCAGGGAGCUCUCCUUCAGAGCUCUCUGAUCAUUACAUUGUGCCAAAUACUAUUUCUCUCUCUCUGCCCCCUCAUUAACUUUCCUCUUUCUCUCAACAUUUUUAUUCCCCUGCAUGUUGCUGUUUCUCACCGUUCUGAGGUUCCUCCUGUGUCCUAUAAUAUCCCCCCUCGUCUGUGCUUCUUCCUUCACUGUGCUCUCCCCCUCUUUCUCCUUCCUCCUGUCUUGUCUUCUCACGGGUGGCGUGUCGGGUGUGCUGGCGGUGGGAGUUAUGCACUAUAGGUCAUAAGGGUAUGAAAAUAUUUUCCCAGGCCGUAGAGUUCACAAGGCUAAAAUGCACAGAAAACACCUGCCUCGAAAACUGUGACACCCACAAGACCAACCAGCAACGUUAGCUCAAAGUAUCAAAUUCCCUCAAUAUAAGAAGAACAAGUAGGAGCGUUUAGACCGUGAACUAUGGCCUUUUAAGGGAAGAGAAAGUGUUGUUUUUUCUUCCAAAAGAAGGCAAAUUCUUGCUUGAAUAGAUAUUCAUACGUGGGCUGAACAAGCCACUAAACUACGCGCAGUUAAGGACAGAAUGCAUAAGAUAGCGAGAGUAAGGUGGGAACUUGUUUGUGACCUCAAGCCGAAACAAUGACAUCCUUUAUGCAUAUCCUCUUAUCUGAAAAUGACUAGAAUUCAUUUCUGUGGAAUACAAUAUGUCAUGUCAUAUGAUCUAUAUGUACUUUAUUGUAGCUAUUCUAGUUUGUAGUCCAAAUGCAGUCCAGCGUUGUCGAUACAAUGUGAACUAUGUUAUAUUUGUGUGGAUGAUGAGAGUGCCAACUAAGCCUGAUUAAGAUUAGCUUCGCGAUUUGUUUGUGCAUUAUGAUGACUCAUCAUCAGCCGGUGGUGUCCAUAUUUCUGUCAUUGAUGAUUUAGUUUGACAGUAAGAAAAUGUAAAGAAUAUUGGAAGCAAUAUAGUAGCAUGUUGUCCUGUUUUGUGUUUUAUGUCUGUUGUAUGAACCUUUGAAAUUACUAAGAUUUUGAAUGAAUAGGUUUACAUGUACUUUUUGUAAGUUAUGAAAAUGCUGCUAUUUGAUAAGUAAACUAUACAAAAUAUUUUAGUUGAAAAGAUGUCUGGUCUGUUGAUUAGAAACAUGCUCUAAAAGGAUGGAGCAUAAAACGAGGUGUAUAGAAUACUAUACAGUAUUGGUAAGAUAGUAAAAGUAAUAAUAGACUCCAUAGUACAACCUGUGCCAAACUAGACCUCCGCAGCUUCUGAAAUUGUAGAUGUGCGAUCAAAUGUUAGAUAUCAAUAACUUGUUUAGAAGUGCUGAUCAAGUGCCAAUCAAACACUGUCUUUUAAGUUAAGAAAAGAUAAUCAAAUACAUUACUUAAGAAAACAAAGGACAAAGAACUUUUUUGUGCAUUGUUUUUAUCCCAUAGGUACAUAGAGUAAGAGUUAAAGAUUGUGAUUUUUAUGGAUCCAUGUUGUUUUACACUCCAUGCAUCCCUUGUGUGUUUGUUUGACCUGUGGCUUAAGUACUGCUGUCUCACAAAUGUCUCUAUAGGCCAGCAUGGACUAAGCAUAACAUGUUAUAAGCAUUCAUAACAUACCAUUAACAAUCAAAAAUGUGUUUGUGGAGUUAGGUGUUAUCUUUUUGCACGUCUUCUAUUGCAUGGUAUCAAAAUAAAUUAUGGAGGAAAAAAAAAAUUACAAAAAUUUAGCGAGAUGUCUCUCGCAACAUUCAAAGACAUAACGCUGCAUGCAGUCAAAUGUAAAGCACUUAAGUUUACUCGCCUCAUGUUAAAAAAAAAAAAAAGAGUUGUUUUUUUAUGUUGUGAGUUGGGAGGGAGCUCAUUAUUGUCAUGUUGGCCCGAGAAAAAAAAAGACACACUUACACUUACACACACACACACACACAUCUCAGAUCUCAUCAAUCAGAGUUCAUGUCUCUCUACACGUCACCAGAGAAGAUGUUUUGAUUUUUAGGUGCAGUGAGGAGUAUUGAAAAUGUGAAACAAGCAAACGUGAAAAUGUUAUUCAGUGCAUUGGCUCCUUGUGUUUUGCUUUUUUAAGAUAUCGGGCAUGUAUUUCUUUUACAAACAGGUUGAACCUCAUAGAACCUGUCCCAUAAUGUUUCUAGAGCUUGAAAGCCCAGAUCUAAUCUAUGAAUGUACCCAUCUACUCUUUUUUUCUGUCGAAUGUUAUAUCAGUCUUUUAAUGUAAAUUCAGGGCAGGAAUGUCAAUUACAUGUAGAGUUAAUAUCUAUGUCAAUAACAGAUUUCAGCUAUAGUCAGGUAGGCCUUGCACGGCCAUAGUCAUGAACCAGAUAUGUUUUAACACAACUUCCGAUUCGCUGUCAACAUUAUCUUGUUUGUUUGGUGUUGCAUAAAUGCACUUUACUGAUCAGUGGGUCAUAUUGGGUGUGAAAUGAAAUCACGUUGGCUUACAACAGUAUUAUUUUUUUGCCAUUCUUUGUUGCUCUGAUGUUUUAUUUUAUUAUUAUUUAUUAAUUCCCUGAUCCUGUUGGGUCUCAUGAAUGAUGGAAAGGGCUGGAGUCUCAGACAACAUAGAAAAAUAGCACCUGCUUCCUCACUCGAAGGCUUCUCCUUCACAUUCCCUUCAGCAGAGGUUUGUGUCAAUCACUGAGUGCUUUGUUUUUAAAACGAACAUGUGAUCUUGUCCUUUUUCGCAUCCUCUUUUGCUACAAAUUACAGACUGGUUUUCAUUGGGAUUGAAGCACUGGGCUGAAGGGAUGCACGCUCAAAGUCUGGCUGGUGUAACAGUCAGAUCUGAGAGACUUAAUCGGCACCAGCAAAAUGAAGAUUGCCUCUGCCACCUCAACAGGCUACACAUCACAGAGGAGACCUAUUAGACUUUGAGUGGUAAAGGCCUAGUUACAUGAAUGAUAUUGCUCUCAUUAUUUUCUGUCACAAAUUCCCCCUCGCAUUUACUGCUUCACAUCUGAAUGCCAAACAAAUUACAGUAUCAUUCCAAAAGUUGUUCUGUUUGUUUUUAUUUUCCUGGACGUUCAUCCGCCCCCACGGAGCCCUUUUCACGAGAAGGCUAGGACUGGUUUUAAACACUACAAACUGGCUAAGACUGCUCCUCUCUUAAAACCUCUUCUCCCCGAGUGUCACUCUCUCAGCCUACGCGACAUCACGAUUUGUGUUCCAUCACACUGAGCACCUGCUACUGUGUCCGCCCUUUAUACGGAUAAGGUAUUUCUGAGCCCUUUCGUCUGAGAAAAUACAGGAUUCUUUGCCAACCUGACAUGAGGCCAUUUUUUGUCUUUGACCCUCUGAACCUCCCAUGAACUUAGUUGACCUUCUCCAUCCCCGAGAACUCAUUCAUGUAUGUGUUGGAUAUUUUACACCACUUUUAUCUGUCAAACUCUGCGAGACUGUUCUUCUGUUUUCUGGUUAUCUGGACAAUUCUGCAGGGUUGAACGCUUGCUUAAGUGUAAACUGAAGACAGCAUGCCGGUACCUUGCAACCAUUUUCACUUCACAUUGUACAUUUUCUUUUCUGGGUUCGGUUUUACUUCGUUUAACCUCUGUUCUUUCCAUCUCAGAAAAAAAAAUGGACUGACAGCAUAAGAUCAAAUAAUCCAACCUAAGAAAAGUGAUGUUUUGUUGAUUGGGUACAUUUCUCUUUGAUAUUAAUGACGACGGUUCUGUCUUUCGUUUGUGACGAGGAGAAUCUGUGAAAGUCCACAGUGUUAACUACCUAAAGGGCUUUCUAGGACAGCAUUUAUAUGUCUUUUAAAAAUGAAAAAGUCCUCUGAAUACAUUCAGAAAAGAGAGGAAAGUGUCUUCUUGUGCCAUUUUAAAAAAAAAAAAAAGUGUGAAAGCUUUUUUUUGGCAAAUAUUUGUCAGCAAGAGUGCCAAAUAAUUCCAUACUGAGCCAAAAGGCAGCCAGCCUACAUAUCUAAAUGUUAGAUCACUGGAAUGGUAACGUCCCAUCUCCGCUCCCCUUGAAAAACAUCACCCUAAUUGUACAACGUUUGAGCUCAUGUACCAUUAUUGUUAUGCUGCCAGUCUGUUUUCUGCUUUUGUCAGAGAAACAUCUCAGAAGCAGUAUAUUUUCUAAAUGAUACACUGUUGGUAAAAAAAGACAACAGCUACUAUGUGAGGAAAUGAGAGGAUUUUAAAAGUGUCAUUGUUUUUAUUAUUAGUUUAUUUGAACAUUAUUCAUUAAUAGAUUUAACGGUAAUGACUAUUUAAUGUAACUGUAGUACUGUGUUUGUAAAAGAAAUUCAGUGAGUUGUGUUUUAUGACUCGUGGACUACCAGUGAAGUCAGCAUUUCAGUGUUAAUAAUUGAAUUGUUUUUUAAAGAUUAUUUUUGCGACGGCAACAAAGAGUCAUUAUAAAUGUUCAUUUUAACAUCA